This is a messenger RNA of Coprinopsis cinerea okayama7#130, 1284 nucleotides long. RefSeq names its product PCNA. Gene Ontology annotation, biological process: mismatch repair; regulation of DNA replication; leading strand elongation. NCBI's taxonomy places the organism in Eukaryota, Fungi, Basidiomycota, Agaricomycetes, Agaricales, Psathyrellaceae. Gene Ontology annotation, cellular component: PCNA complex. The record is from RefSeq and is a predicted model, not a curated record. The transcript has 6 exons. Gene Ontology annotation, molecular function: DNA binding; DNA polymerase processivity factor activity. Bases 63 to 1169 code for a protein of 368 amino acids.
CUUCCUCCCUCCUUUCACUUGAACGCGUAUCUUCUCCUCUACACAACUCUUUCUCGCUCCCGAUGCUUGAAGCCAAACUCGCAGAAGCAGGUCUCCUCAAGAAACUCCUUGAUGCUAUCAAGGAACUUGUUACCGACGCCAACUUUGAAUGUAAUGAGGAAGGCAUUAACCUGCAGGCCAUGGACAAUUCACACGUCGCGCUCGUCGCGGUGAAGAUCCUGGUCUCUGGCUUCAAGCGCUAUCGAUGUGACCGACCCAUGCCUUUGGGCGUCAACCUGGGCAGCCUGACCAAAGUCUUGAAGUGCGCAAAGGACGACGAUAUCUGCACAUUGAAAGCGGCAGACGAAGCGGACGUCCUAAACCUCAUCUACGAAGCCAAAAACUCUGACCGUAUCGCCGAAUACGAAAUGAAGCUGAUGGAGAUCGACGCCGACGCGCUCACCAUCCCCGACACAGAAUACGAAGCCCGCGUCACCAUGCCCUCGAGCGAAUUCGCGCGCAUCGUCCGCGACCUCUCCCAGCUCGGCGAGUCCGUCCGCAUCGAGGUAUCCAAAGAGGGCGUCCGGUUCGCUGCAGAGGGCGAGUCUGCCAACGGGAACGUCCUGCUAAGGCAAACAGAAGGCGCGAUUACCGGUGGGCGGAUCGUCGCCAAGACGGAGGAGGAUGAGGAUGGGGAUGGUGAGAAGGGCGAGGAUGGGGAUGAGGAGGACGAGGAUGUGAAGCCGGAGAAGAAGAAGAUUAAGAAGGAGAAGGUGGAUGAGGAUGUGGAUAUGAAUGAGGAUGAGGAGGAGGAGUUUAAGCCUGAUGUUGACGAGGACGGUGAGGAGGAGCAGGAUGAAGACGAGGAUGAGGAUGAGGAGAGUGGGAAGAAGAGGAAGAAGAAGGCCAACGGCUCAGCCAAGCCUGCUAAAAAAGCCAAAACCGGCUCGUCCUCCAAAGGCAAGAAGAAGAGCGACGACGAUGACGACGUCGAUGGUAUCCUCAUCGAGAUGAACCAACACGUCUCCCUCACUUUCUCCCUCAAGUACCUCGUCAACUUUGCAAAGAGCACCAGUCUCUCUGCCAAGGUGCAGUUGAUGAUGAGCAAUGAUGUGCCUUUGUUGGUCUCCUACGACUUUGGCCAAGGCUACAUCCGGUACUACCUCGCACCCAAGAUUGGUGACGACUAAUUUCCUUUUCUUUCAUUUUUUGUAUAUCCAAGCUAUCUGUUUUAACGUUUUCGUCUCCCACCGCUCUGUAAUUCUGUUGUCCAGCAUUCAUCUAAUUGAAGUAUUUUUCUCUUUC